AUGCGGCUCCGGGGCGCCGGCCGGGCUGGCCCGGACCGUGGCAGAGCGACUGCGAGGGCGGCCAAUGGGCGCAGGCGGCGGCGGCGGCCCGGCGGAAGUCCCGCCCGGCGUCGCGCGGGGGCGGGGCGGCGCCGGGGGCGGUGGGCCGCGGGGCGGGCGCAGGAUGAGGGCGGCCAUUGCUGGGGCUCCGCCGCGGGGAGGAGGACGCUGAGGAGGCGCCGAGCCGCGCAGCGCUGCGGGGGAGGCGCCCGUGCCGACGCGGGGCCCAUGGCCAGGACCACCAGCCAGCUGUAUGACACGGUUCCCAUUCAGUCCAGCGUGGUGUUAUGCUCCUGCCCAUCCCCAUCAAUGGUGAGGACCCAGACUGAGCCCAGCACGGCCCCCGGCGUUCCUAGCGGGGGGAGCAGGCAGGGCCCCGCCAUGGACGGCACCGCGGCCCAGCCCCGGGCGAGCGCCAGCGCUCUACAGCACACCACGCAGCCCCCGCAGCCUCGGAAGAAACGGCCCGAGGACUUCAAAUUCGGAAAGAUUCUCGGUGAAGGCUCCUUUUCAACAGUUGUCCUGGCCCGAGAACUGGCAACCUCAAGGGAAUAUGCUAUUAAAAUUCUAGAGAAACGCCACAUUAUCAAAGAGAACAAAGUCCCGUAUGUAACCAGAGAGCGAGACGUGAUGUCGCGGCUGGAUCAUCCCUUCUUUGUUAAACUUUACUUCACGUUUCAGGAUGAUGAAAAGCUGUAUUUUGGCCUUAGUUAUGCCAAAAACGGAGAACUACUUAAAUACAUUCGGAAAAUCGGUUCAUUCGAUGAGACGUGCACCCGCUUUUACACGGCCGAGAUGGUGUCUGCCCUGGAGUACUUGCACGGCAAGGGCAUCGUCCACAGGGACCUGAAACCAGAAAAUAUUUUGUUAAAUGAAGACAUGCACAUCCAGAUCACAGAUUUUGGAACAGCAAAAGUAUUGUCCCCAGAGAGUAAACAAGCCAGGGCCAACUCGUUUGUGGGAACAGCCCAGUAUGUCUCUCCAGAGCUGCUCACAGAGAAAUCGGCCUGUAAGAGUUCAGACCUUUGGGCACUCGGAUGCAUCAUAUACCAGCUUGUGGCAGGACUGCCUCCGUUCCGAGCCGGAAAUGAGUAUCUUAUAUUUCAGAAGAUCAUUAAAUUGGAGUAUGACUUUCCUGAAAAAUUCUUUCCUAAGGCGAGAGAUCUUGUGGAAAAACUUCUGGUUUUAGAUGCCACAAAGAGAUUAGGCUGUGAAGAAAUGGACGGGUAUGGCCCUCUGAAAGCCCACCCAUUCUUUGAGUCCAUCACGUGGGAGGACCUGCAUCACCAGACACCCCCGAAGCUCACAGCUUACUUGCCGGCCAUGUCGGAAGACGACGAAGACUGCUAUGGCAACUACGACAAUCUCCUGAGCCAGUUCGGCUGCAUGCAGGUGUCGGCGUCCUCCUCCUCGCACUCCCUGUCGGCUGUGGAUGCAGGCCUGCCCCAGCGGGCGGGCAGCAACAUCGAGCAGUACAUCCACGACCUGGACACGAACUCCUUUGAACUGGACUUACAGUUUUCUGAAGACGAGAAGAGAUUGUUGUUGGAGAAGCAGGCCAGCGGAAACCCUUGGCACCAGUUUGUAGAAAAUAAUUUAAUACUAAAAAUGGGUCCAGUAGACAAGCGGAAGGGUUUAUUUGCACGGCGACGACAGUUGCUGCUCACGGAAGGGCCACAUUUGUAUUAUGUGGAUCCUGUCAACAAAGUCUUGAAAGGUGAAAUUCCAUGGUCACAAGAACUCCGACCAGAGGCCAAGAAUUUUAAAACCUUCUUUGUGCACACGCCAAACAGGACAUAUUACCUGAUGGACCCCAGCGGGAACGCGCAUAAAUGGUGCCGAAAGAUACAGGAGGUGUGGCGGCACAGGUACCAGAGCCACCCGGAUGCCGCCGUGCAGUGACGCCGCAGCCCGCCCGCUGUGGGGCCAUGCCCCGCACAGCCUGCCGCCUCCGGACGCUUCCAGAUCACCUGCCGGCCAUCUCAAGGGGGACGCAGACGGCGGAACCUUGCAGCUUUUUUAUUUAAAAGAAAAGAAGAAAAAAAACACCCAACCACACAAAGAACAAAACCAAUAACGAAAAGGAAUUCAGGGUCGCUUUGCUUGCUCUCUGUGCUGUGUGGAGCUCUCCACGCUCUGCUCGCCGUGGGGACCAGCGCUGUGCACGUCUGCCUGGCUCCCGCCCCGACUCGGGGACAGACUCGUGGCACCAGCUCUCCACUGCGGGCCUGUCACACCCGUCCUGCUGUGGCCCCUGGGCCCAGACGUGUCUCUGGGCUCUCCCUGCCCCUGGAUCAUCGGGGAACCAACUCUUCCCCAGGGAGCCAGGCGGGCCCCUGCUGGGGGGCCUCCAGUUCUGCAGGAGGCGGGGUUCUUGGCUUUUGUCCGUUUGCCCCUUUCUUCUCGUCCCCAGUGUCUGGCCUAAUCCCCGCGACUGUGCUUGGCUCCUCCAGUAGUCGUGGCUGUGAGAUUCCUGCGGUCCUUGCUGUCUGUCUGCAAGCACUCCUGCGUCGUGUCGGCCUGGCAGACUCCGGGCGGUGAGAAGUGGAACAGGUUGUCCAGGCGAAAUGUGGAGCCGCUGCUGUGUCGGAGGACGCCAGCAGAGCGCGCCAGUGUGUCACCCCACGGAGCAGCACUGCUCCGGGGCUGGGGACCAAGCACUGCCCUGGGGGAGCCCCGGGAGCCGGGGCUCUUUGGCCCCCUCCCCUGUGAGGCCGGGGCAGCGGGGCAGACAGACCUGGUGGCCUCCUCUCGGAGGAGCGAAAGCCGAUGGCCCUUCUGAGUGGUUGGCCGUUUGGUUGGAAGGUGGAGUGUGUCCGGGUGAAGUCGGGGCUGCGAGGUGCCCGGCAUUGGGACAUGGGCCGGUCCUCCAUCACACCAAGGCCGCCCUGCACACCCUUUUCCUGCUAAAGUUGCCCCUUCUCCGAGUCUAGCUCAGAGCGUUUUUACGUGUCCACUGGGAACAUCAAAAAGCCCUCACAUCGUCGGGUCACCUGGUCCCUGUCAUGUGGGCUUUGCCUGGAGAAGAGUGGCGCCACUCCCCUGGCACAGGGGCAGGAGCAGCAUGCGUGAACCCGGGCCGCCCGCCCCCUCCAGUGUCAGGCUGUUUCCUCCUGCUCUGUAGGGGCAUGCCCUGCCCAGGGUUGUGCCCUGCCCAGGGUGUCCCAGGGGCAGCCCUCAGUCCCAGUGGAGGAGGAGCAGGCGCUGUGGCCCUGUCCCCAGGGGAGGGGUGACUGCCACUUCCUCUGGACUUUCACAAAGGCACCGAUUUAAACUCCCAUGGAAAAGGUCCCCUGAUGACUUCUGUGCCCCCACCUCCUGUCCCACCCAUCACCGUGUGUGACCCACAGUCCACAUGGAGGGAAGGAUGUCUUAACCUCUGUUAGCGAUGUCACAACAGUGGCUGUUAAACUUGGAAGGAAAUUGGGCUGUGGGGAAUCCCACUGUGCGGAG
Molecule: messenger RNA, 3492 nt
Organism: Budorcas taxicolor (takin)
Lineage: Eukaryota; Metazoa; Chordata; Mammalia; Artiodactyla; Bovidae
Gene: PDPK1
Product: 3-phosphoinositide dependent protein kinase 1
Exons: 14
Coding region: 1-1941 (646 amino acids)
Biological process (GO): intracellular signal transduction; peptidyl-serine phosphorylation
Molecular function (GO): protein serine/threonine kinase activity; ATP binding
Source: RefSeq, a predicted model, not a curated record